Fraxinus pennsylvanica is the source of this 345-nucleotide messenger RNA. Lineage: Eukaryota; Viridiplantae; Streptophyta; Magnoliopsida; Lamiales; Oleaceae. The record is from the annotation of a GenBank genome assembly.
AUGCACCCCAUAUCUUCAUUCAAGGCCUUUCUCGAGGUAGUCAAAAGACGAAGUUUGCCAUGGGAGGUUUCAGAGAUUAAUGCUAUUCACACUUUGCCAAAGCUGGAUGAACUUAGUUAUAUGGCAGCUGAAAUUGUGCGAUUGAUAGAGACUGCUAGUGCUCCAAUAUUUUGGGUGAAUUUAUAUGACUUCAUCAAUGGAUUGAAUGCUAAAAUAAUUGAAUUAACGGGAUUACAAGCUACCGACACUAUAGGGAAAUCUUUAGUUAAUGACAACGUUUAUGAAAAUUCAUGUGGAGUUGUCAAAAGUGUUCUGCACAAAGCUAUGGAAGGUAAAUUCAUAUGA